AUGGUAAUGAGCAGGAACACGAGGGGGAAAGGGUUUCUCCCACGCGCGGAACGGCGGGACAAGGGGGCAGUGAGAAAGAGAGGCCCGGUCACGUCGGAUCGCGAAGUUCCACAAAGUGCUUGUAAGAAACUGAAAGAAGACUUUGACACUCAACUAGCCACUCUUCGGUCCGCGCUUCAUGAAGACCAGCGUAGCCCCAGCAAUCAAUUUGAAGAAAUCGUUAACGAAGUAAUGGAAAGGCAAAAUCGAAAACAAAACUUAAUCAUAUUUGGUGUUGAAGAGCAACCACAGAUUUCUACUAAUAAUAAUAAUCAGCGUUCUGCAAUAGAUAAGUCUGCCGUUGAAAAUAUUUUACAAUUAGUCCGGCCUGAUGCUGAUGUUUCUGGUAUUAAGAUUCAACGUUUGGGUCGCUUUUCUCAACAAAAUCCCGGUAAUAAACCUAGACCCAUAAGAGUUAUCUUGAAUGAUGAAUUCGAGGUUCAAAAAUUUAUUCGUAAUGCCAAGGUACUGAAAAGCAACGUAAACUAUAACAAUAUUACUCUGUCCUUCGAUCGCACUCCUAAGCAAAACGCAUCCUACAGACAAGUCAAAGAACAACUUGGCAUUAGAAUAAGCAACGGGGAAACAAAUCUGAGAAUAAAAUAUAUAAAUGGCUCACCCAAAAUUGUCUCGAAUGUUCGGGGCUUAAGAUCCAAAAUAUCUAACUUUUACAAUUCUGUUUCUGAAUUAAUCAAUGUUGAUAUAAUAGCGUUAACUGAAACUUGGUUGGCCAGUGAUAUUAGUAACACUGAAUUUCUUCCUCAUGAUUUUGUUGUUUAUCGGAAAGACAGGGAUCUACAAGCGAUGGGCGUCUCUCGAGGAGGUGGGGUACUUUUAGGUAUUAAUAAUACAUUGAAAUCAUCUGCUCUGGAUCUUUCUUAUUUAGGGGAUAUUGUUCCGACUAUAGAUGUUGUAGGAGUUAAAUUGUUCAGUGUUAAGCAGGAAUUAAUUCUUAUUGUCCUUUACGUACCUCCUCAGGUAUCAGUACAUGAAUUUCAACUAUUUCUUGAAGCCCUAAGUAGAAUAGACAUUCAAGAAAAUAAUAAAAUUUUGAUUUGUGGUGACUUUAACAUUCCGGAUUUCACCUUGGGUAAAAUAAACCAAUUCACUCUAUCUCUUAAUAAUUUCCAAUCUUUCCUUAAUUUAGAGCAGCAUAAUAAUGUGCAAAAUAAAUAUCACCAUAUUCUAGACUUAGUUUUCUCUAAUAUCGAGUGUAAGGUAGAGGCUUCUGAUUUCAAUUUCGUCGAUGAUGAUGUUCACCAUCCUUCUCUUUGUAUAGUUAUAAAAUCUGUAAUCCCCCUUGAUCAAUCUUUCCCUAUAAAUAAUCUAGAACAAUAUGACUUUAGAAAGGCAAACUUUCCAGUUCUUUAUGAUAUGCUUUACUCUUGCAACUGGGAUUUCCUAGAUACCGAUGGUAGCGUUGAUGAAAUUUGUUCUCUUUUUUAUGCCAAACUCCAUGAAAUUUUUGAUCUUGCUGUUCCUAAAUUUAAAAUCAAAUUGAGUACUAACCGUCGACAAUAUCCUCCCUGGUUUAAUCAGGAAAUAAGAAAUGCUAUACGCACUAAAUACUCAUUGCACAAACUGUAUAAAAAAUAUAAAACUGCUCAUUACUAUAAUUUAUUUAAAUUCCAUCGUUCCAAAUGUAAAGUGCUUAUUCAAAAUGCUUAUAGAAUGUACAUGCGUAAGAUUGAAAAUAAUAUUUCUAUAGAUCCUAAGUCAUUUUGGAUGUUUCUUCAUAACAAAAAAGGUAGCACACGUAUUCCUGGCUUAAUGCGCUAUGAUGACAGAGAACUAUCAUGUCCACAAGCUAUAGUUAACGCUUUUGCUCAUCAUUUUAGUAAUGUUUAUAUAAAGUCCGAUUGUUUAGCUCCUUUUUGCACUACGAAUGAAACAGCAGCUCAGCUUUCAAUUACUAUUACUUCACUGUCUGAAAAAGAUAUUCUUUUGGCCUUAAAAAACUGUAAGAACACAUUUACAUCCGGUCCUGAUGGCAUUCCUAGCUUUCUACUCAAGGACUGUGCAUAUAUCUUUGUGACUCCAUUGCUUAGAAUAUUUAAUCUUAUUCUCAAAGAUUGUCAGGUAUCAGAACUUUGGAAAAAAUCCUGCAUUACUCCCAUAUUUAAGUCUGGGGAUAAAGCUGAUGUAAAGAACUACAGGUCCAUAAGUUUAUUACGUAAUUUUGUGAAGAUAUUUGAAUCAGUAAUGUAUAAGCUAAUUUAUUCAUCUGUGAAAUCUUUUAUAACACCAUACCAACAUGGUUUCGUUGAGAAGAGGUCGACUGUGACGAAUCUGGCUUGUUUUUCUCAAUACGUAUCUCAGUUAAUCGAUAGUAGAAGUCAAGUCAACGCGAUAUAUAUGGACUUUUCUAAGGCCUUCGACCAAAUCGAUUACUUUAUUCUCCUAGACAAACUGCGCCAAUUUGGCUUCUCUGAGUCAUUACUUAAAUUAUUCAAGUCGUACCUUAUUGGUAGAGUGCAGUCAGUACGAUAUCGUAACUUCUAUUCAGAAAUAUAUUCACCGACAUCUGGAGUUCCUCAGGGAUCUAAUUUGAGACCACUUUUGUUCUUAUUGUUUAUUAACGACAUUGUUGAACAUAUAUCUUCCGAAAAGUUGUUAUUUGCAGAUGACUUGAAAUUGUUUUUUGAAAUUAACACCAUUGAUGAUUUUUCGUAUACUAAAAAACAGGAACCUAUUAUCUUCAAUUAUAAUAUCGAUGCAGUUACCCUAAAUCGUGAAGAAAAGUAUAAAGACCUUGGAAUCACCUUUGAUAGUAGGCUAAUGUUUAAUGAUCAUAUGACAGAAAUAGUGUCAAAAGCUUACAGGAUGUAUGGUUUCAUUUACAGAAAUUGUAAUGAUUUUCUCAACAUCUCUACUCUUUGCAAUCUGUAUUACGCAUUAGUUAGAUCUCAACUUGAAUACGGAAUCCGAUCGGUUCGAUUCAAUCCGACUAGUUUGUCGGAUCGAAUUUUGAUAGUGAAUCCACUUCAACAUUCGAUCUGCAGCGUUUAUACCAUUAGUUUCAAUCGGAUCGAACUGAGUCGAUCGGCUCGAAAUCCACGAUAUAAACUAAAUUCCAAAACUCACUGCUUCCGACGAUGGUCUCUAUUUAAAACCAUAAAUUCCUUUCUCGAUAGUUCGCCGUCAUCGCAGAACCGCUUGUUUAGUCGAACGCCGCGGCGUCCGGCCGCCGUCACCGAUGAUGAAGUGUCCAUCACCGCCAUACAUACUAGAAAGCUCUCUAGAAAACCCAUAGGCGUCGUACCGUUCUUAAUUUAUAAAUGA
Molecule: messenger RNA, 3321 nt
Organism: Zophobas morio
Lineage: Eukaryota; Metazoa; Arthropoda; Insecta; Coleoptera; Tenebrionidae
Exons: 6
Coding region: 1-3321 (1106 amino acids)
Molecular function (GO): catalytic activity
Source: RefSeq, a predicted model, not a curated record